Neurospora tetraspora is the source of this 558-nucleotide messenger RNA. RefSeq names its product DOPA-like domain-containing protein. The record is from RefSeq and is a predicted model, not a curated record. The transcript has 2 exons. Bases 1 to 558 code for a protein of 185 amino acids. Lineage: Eukaryota; Fungi; Ascomycota; Sordariomycetes; Sordariales; Sordariaceae.
AUGCCCUCCCAAAGACCAACCUACAAAUCCCCUCUAGAAGGCUACGAAAAUGCCCCUCCCCCCCCCACCGAAAGGGCCGAAGACGGCAAGAGUCUCCUCAACAUCCAAACCGGCGUCCUCAGCAGCGCCUACGAAAAGUUUCCCGAGCCCUUAGACAACGGGCGACGAGGUGCCUUCGACGUCCACAUCUACCACCUCCCCAACCACCCCGCCCAAGCCCAGUACGCCGCCGAGUUGCACUCCCGCAUCCGCCGUGAAUUCCCAGAGUUACGGAUCUACACCUUCUGGAGCAAACCCGUCGGUCCGCACCCGAUCGCCAUGUUCGAGGUCAAUAUCUUUACGCCGGCGCAGUUUGGCGCUUUUGUCGGGUGGUUGGCGGUUUGGAGAGGUCCGUUGAGCGUGUUGAUUCAUCCGAAUACGACGGAGAAGACGAUUGAGGAAGGGGGGGAGAUGAGUGAGGCGGAGAAGGAGGCGAGGAAUCAUACGGAGAGAGCGAUUUGGAUGGGGGAGAGGGUGGUGUUGAAUACGGAUUUGUUUUGGGAGGUUAUGGAUCACUAA